CUCUUUUUUCUCUACUUUUUGAUACAGAAGUGGGAGAGUAUCGCUGCCUAUGUGGCGCUGGGAGUUAUUACUUUGGAAUUAGGCGCUUUUGGUUCAGAAAUGCACCCACGGGUGUUCUCGUCAGCCUACACUUUGUCCCUCGUUGCAUCCGCGUACAAGAUGGUCGCUUUGCUUCGGUCGAAGUACCUCACAGGUGUAUUAUCGCGACCCAAUUCUUCUUCUCCCUCUUCUCGUGGUUCGCAAUGUCGCCGCGAAGGUCCAUUUUGGGAGCGGAUAAGGAAGACUCAGACAAACUUGAAGCUGAGAGUAGUUUACGAGACCCAUUACCAUGACCACCCCUGGUUCAGCGUCGAGGACGCGAAAAAUAACCCGGACCGGUGCGGCUUGCCGUCGUGUUGGUUCCACGACGUGGGUUCGCUGUUGGAGAUAGUUAGGGCCAAUUUGCCGACCCUUUCGGUAAAGCGCAGGGAGUCAUGCUCGGAGAAUCCGGAGAGAGAGAGCCGAGGGCGGGUGAGAACGGCAUUGGAGGCUAUUCUCGAGCUAUCAGAAUCAACGAAUAGCGAUGUCCGGGAUGAGAUGGCCGACAUCGUUCAGGAUAUACCCCAGGCCAGCCGGUUCUCCAUAAAUGUGGACGUCAUUCGAGACAUCGCCAGAUCAGGAUGCUAUUUCAUCCUGCUGAGCGUGCUCCAAUGCACAACGAGCCCCACGGGUGCAAGCGAGGUCCGACUCGCCGCAUCCAUCCUCGCACGGGUCGCCUCUGGCCUUGCUGUGAUGCCUUGGCAGCCCUGCCGAGACCAGAGAGAUGCUGAUCAGCAGAGCGCUCUUUUCACUCCCUUGGCAGGCGAAGUGGUCGAAGCACUGGUCCGUCUAGUGGAAAUGUGUGCCGGCCACCACGGCACCAGGGCCAACACAGUGGCUGGCGAGGAGGGAAGACGGCAAUUGGGCGGGGAAAAGGAAGGGGAGGAGGACGAAGGGAAGGUCCAUCUCCAAGAGACGGCCCUUUCCGCAGUGUGCUCCUUGGCACAAGCUGCUAGCGAGAUGCAUGCGCACAUCGCCUGGGUGGCCAAGGAGCCAGCUGUACCGAGUGGCAGAUUUUGUAACGCAUUCUCCACUCUCGGGCCCGGGGAUUGGCCAUUGGAGAUGCCCAUACCGAGCUUUGACGAACAGGAGGUCCGGGACUUCAUUGCGAGUGUAGUGGCAGAGUUGAACUGCCCCCGAACUGAGAGGCUGCUCCUGGAGUUUUUGGAGGUGGGAAAGUUGAAGCAAUCGUUCCAGAGGCUCGUGGCGGACUCCAUCAGGAUCUUCGCCUACCUGCUGUGCCCGAGGAUGGUCUACUGGCGUAGGUUUGAGACGAUGCUGCAGGACUUCCCCGACUCUCUGUUGUGCUCGAUGGAUAAGCUCCAAGACCCCUCCAGGGUAGAGGCUGCUCUGAAGGGGCUGAUUCGUCACUGCUGCGGAAAUGCAGACGAAGCAUGUCUCUCCGCUUUCUCCAAACUCCACCUGGCCAAGAUCCUCAUCUGUCAGAACAUCAGAGACAUCGAUUGCCAAGUUGCAGAGCUUCUCAUUCAGUGUCUCAAGUACUGCGUUCAAAAGCGCGGCAGGAGAGAGAUUGACUGGUUCACCUGUGAGGUACUGGACACACUGCGCGACCUUCUCGCCACCUCGUCACCCUUGCAAAAACCAAGCAUCUGUGACACAAUCGCCAGCCCUGCUAGCCGCUGUUGGGAAUCGCUUGUCAAAAUGCAAGAUCUCGCACGGGAUCGGUUUGAUCUCCGGCGUUGCAACGCAUCUGCAUUGGGACUGGCGGCGGAUGUACUCGAAAACUUGCCCGACAAGCCCGACACUGUGAACCUCAUCGGUACUCUAACAGGCGACGCGGUACAUUUCUGCCAUGUUCUACUCCGACGAUUGCGUGUCGAAAGAGGGAGGUCUGAAGAUGGUUUCUGGAAGAGAUGUUGGGCCGUUUUUCUCCUGUGUAUAAUAACGCCGCUCUAUAAUUCUGCGUGGAGGCCACCUUGCACAUUCAAGGAGAUAUUUCAAGCCAAGUGUUGCGAGGCUGAUACGGACGGGAUGGAGGGAUUAGAGGAUUCGGUUCACACUCUUCUCCUAGUCCGAAAUGUCACCCGCCUCCUCCGUCUGUGUCUUUGUCAGAGCGAGAACGCCCAAGAGAUCACACCCGAGGCAAACGAUUUGCUGCUUAUCCCUGUACGACUCCUCCUGAUUCUUCGAUACCCCCUGGGCAGUUUUAGGCUGCCCACUCAGCUGGGAUUAGACGAACUGUUUGCCCGUUGCGUGAGCGACAUCAGGGCGAACAGUGCCGUAGUGGUUGGCAAAUGGCUUCGCCUGAUCGUCCCUAGUAGUCAUUCCGUUACUUUGAAGGGAUUGCUGGAGAGUUACUGGGCCCGCCUGCUAGAGUGGCAACGGAAGAGCGAGGCAGAAGGCGGUCCGGGUUCGAGUUCCGACUUUGAGGGGUUAGUCCGAGUCGUAGACCAAUGCUCGGGCCUUUUCCAGCGGCCGGUAGAAGAGGAUUAUUCACACAUCAUAGACUGCCCAGAAAACUUUGAGGUCAGACCCGAGGAAGCAAUCCCUGCAACAGAUCCUAAGCUGAUGCUCACGAUGCGGCAACGCCAUCAACCCCGCACUGUUUAUUGUCACAUGGCGAUUUGAUGCCACUUUGGGGGGGGGGGGGGGGCGGGGGGGGGGGGGGGGGGGGGGGGGGGGGGGAAGGUAUGAGGGGGGGCGUGGAAGGUGUGGAGAGAAGGUUUUAGCCGGUGAAGGUUGGUGUGUGGUAAGGAGAGAAAGAUCUUACCUUUCUCUCUGAAGUUGUUCACACCUCCACACUCCGGUGUAAGUUCAGUGUUCUAUGAUUCUAUCCUUGUUUUUGUCUUCGUUUAAAUUGUUCUCGUCAUUCUUCUUCGUGUUUAUAAUCCGUCUUCAAUCAGCAUUCUUCGUGAGUCGAUAUAUUCACAAUCGCAUUAGGUCUGAUCACUUUUUGAAGGCAUAGCCUCCUUGCUCCAUCGAUCGCAUCACUAUUUGAAGGCAUAGGCCCUCGCUCCGAUCGAUCGCAUAACUUUUGGAAGGCAUAGCCCCUCGUUCCAUCGAUCGCAUCACUUUUUGAAGGCAUAGCCCCUCGCUCCAUGGAUCGCCAAAUGUGAAAGAGAGAAAAAUGGCGAGUGAAUAUUUUCCACAUUCAAGCUGAAAAAGCAUCAUCCACCAAUUCGCUCUUUGUUAAGCAGGGCAGCAAUGAAUCGCUGUCGGCAUU
Molecule: messenger RNA, 3262 nt
Organism: Chara braunii
Lineage: Eukaryota; Viridiplantae; Streptophyta; Charophyceae; Charales; Characeae
Source: the annotation of a GenBank genome assembly